Molecule: messenger RNA, 697 nt
Organism: Aegilops tauschii subsp. strangulata
Lineage: Eukaryota; Viridiplantae; Streptophyta; Magnoliopsida; Poales; Poaceae
Product: BTB/POZ domain-containing protein At2g24240-like
Biological process (GO): protein homooligomerization
Molecular function (GO): protein binding
Source: RefSeq, a predicted model, not a curated record
UAGGAAAGCAGGAAGGUGUAGCUCAACGAAGGCCAAGUUUGAGAAGUGACGGUGCCGCAACGCAACCCUCUCCAGCGACAGGUCCACUGCGCGGAAGCCUUGUUGCGCACAGCCGCAAUGUCCACGCCACAACCAGCUGCCGGGCGCAUCCGGCUGAACGUCGGCGGGCAGGUAUUCGAGACGACGGCUGACACGCUGACGCUCACAGGCGCGGGCGAGGGAACCAUGCUCGGUGCCAUGUUGGAACCUUGCUGGAACACCGGCGCCACCCGGGGCGUGCCUGAGUACUUCAUCGACCGUGACCCGGCCUGCUUCGCCUCGCUCCUCAACAUGCUCCGCACGGGCGAGCUGCAUGUCCCGGCUGGCGUCCCGGAGCGGAUGCUCUUCCAGGAGGCAUCCUGCUACGGCCUCCUCGACCGCGUCCGCGCCGCUCGCAUCGGUGAGCUCGACCUCGACAGGGCCCGGCUGGCUGCCUCCGUGCCGCCGGGGCGGGCACCGGUGGACCGCCCGGCCGUCCGCGCGGCGCCGGACGGAGGGUGCUGCGUCACGCACGGCCCCAUCGCGCGGGUCUACAACUGGAUGCUCGAGGAGCGCCGGCCGGUCUGCCUGACGCCUGUCGAUCCGGUCCUCGAUGCGGCCUACCUCAGUGACUAAACAUUCCUCGUCGCGGGCCGCGGCAUGGCGGCUUUCUCCGUGC